Molecule: messenger RNA, 939 nt
Organism: Coniosporium apollinis CBS 100218
Lineage: Eukaryota; Fungi; Ascomycota; Dothideomycetes
Exons: 5
Coding region: 1-939 (312 amino acids)
Source: RefSeq, a predicted model, not a curated record
AUGUCAGCCAUUCCUAUGGACUUUGUCAACCUCGUGCCGCCCUCUCCCACCAAGCCAAAGUCGCAAUGGAUGAAAGCAUACGCGCCCGUCUUCGGGCCGCUGAACGGCCAAGCGCUUUCGGGCAUCCGUGACCAAUUCACCAUCAGCACCUGGCUCAGCCUAGGCGCGAUUCUUCAGACCGCCGCAUAUAUGCUUAUCGGGCGGCUCAGUCUCCUUCCCGCAUUCGCGCUCGUCACAUAUCGCAUUCUAGACACGUUUCUUAUGACUGUGGGCGUGAAGCACAACCCCGGCAUGGACGGCGUCAUCCUGAACAAGUUCGCCGCUGCGUUCCCGGACGCUGAGGGGAAGUUCGGGAAAAAGCCCGCCCGGGAUGGCGUGGUGUGCUUCCUCAUUGGCGCCAGGUGUAACCACCCACUCGGACUGCUUGGUUACGGAUACAAGGACCUAGGGAAGUUCUUCGAGGCAACCACGGAGGCGUGUGAGGCUCAUGCCGACGAGUAUGGCCUUUUAGGACUGUCAAGCUGGAUCAGCAACGGCGAGCGAGCAACCGGCAACGAAAUCAUGACGGUAAUGUACUUCAAGGACGUCGAGGGACUGCACAAGUUCGCGCACGGCCCCUCACAUCGCAAGGGCUGGGAAUGGUGGAACAAGAAUUUGAGGAAGUUGCCGCACCUCAGUAUCUGGCACGAGGUCUUUGCGGCGCCGGCCGGGCAUUGGGAGGGCAUCUAUGCAAACAGCCACCCCACUGGUCUCGGCGCUACUGCAACACGCGUCGAACUGCCGGCAUCGGAGAAGGGUUCGGCGGAGACUGCGUGGUUUAGUCCAAUUGUGGAUGCGAGGAAGGGCGUUCUGAAGACGAGCGCAGGUAGGAUGACAAUGUCUAACGGUGACGACCACGACAAGUACGGCGAUGAUCCGUACGAGAACUAUGGUCAGUAG